AUCACCAUGCCGCCCUCUUCGAUGAUUCGUACACUGCGUGACUUGGAUCGGAAUGCUUCUUCUCACAAUAAGGACACAGAAGCAGUGUCCUCCAAAAACUACAAGAGCCACAAGCGCAAUGUCAAGAUUGCUGCUGUUAAAGGGUUGCGCGAAGAGAAUCACGCCAAAGCCUUGUUGGAGCGGAUUCACCAGGAAUUUCUGCCGCUGCUGCAAAAGCGUGGCUACAAUGUCCAGAGUGUUUCGGAAAUGUGUUGCUGUGGGGAUGGAUUGCCGAAAUCCAAGAUUAUGGAAUCCAAUGUCCUGGGCUACAAUCGAACCACCAUUCGAGGACGGCACAAUAAAUCGCACACUAUUCAUUUGCGAUUGCGGCAGCCCCACAAUCAUGAUGUCUUUUUCGACUAUGAAUCCAUUUCAGGGACCAUGAGUCAUGAACUGGCGCAUUGUGAAAUUGCGCCACACAAUGCUCGCUUUUACAAGCUAAUGGAAGAAAUUCAAGAUCAACACGCAGUCUUUUUGACAAAGGGGAUUGUGGCGGAUGCACAAGGGUUUCCUGUGGGCAACGAUCAAGCGUACACGCUGGGAAAGAGUCGAACUACUACUAAUGCUGGAGUAAGAAACAACAGCAAUCCCCCCAAAACUGCUGCCAAUUCACGAAAUGCCGCGGCCAAGGCAGCUUUAGCACGACAACAACGACAACAAGUGACGGGAGGACAGCGUCUGGGUGGGACCACGGGUGAAUUUACCAAAUGGCUACGACCAGGAGAAGCAGCAGGAAUGGCAGCCGAACAGCGACGUCUGCAGGAUGAAGUUUGGUGUCAGCCAUGUGAGCCAGAAAUUAUUGAAUUGUCGGAUGAUGAAGAGGAAGACUAUGAGAUGGACGUUGACAACCAGAGCAAGGAUUCCAAAGAAAACCAUCAAGAUACCAAACUGCCAGCCGUCAAUUCUUUAUCAAUUCCAAGCAACGGGGGUGACAACAGGGGAAAAAGUGCGGAAAGCAAAACUGACGCAACAAUCCGCAAAAUGCCAAUCGAUCGAAGCACCGUGCCCUCUGAUGCUGCUGCUCGAAUGCCAAGCUCGUCUGAUUUGGUGGAUUUGACGGCCGAUGAUGACGAUGAUGACAUUGUCGAAGUGUGUCGUCCACCCAAGCAGCAACGCCGAGCAAACCCAGACGAAGCACAAUGGUCCUGCCCCACGUGCACCUUUCUCAAUGGCCAGCUUGCCUUGGUUUGCGGUAUGUGUGGAACCGUUGCUGCUGACAAUGCGCAGUCGUCGGUGGCGGUGGCGCAAGAGCUGCACAAUCGCGACGUGGAAACAGCGUCAGAGCGGUUGGUCCAAGAGCUAUCGCGGGGGGACCAGGUGGAACACGUCAAGGACCAAGAAGUGGCUCAAUCGAUGCGAGAUUUCGGAUUCAAUAUCUAUGGCAAUGACAAGCAAAAAUCCUCCAAAAUGAAACACAUGACCUGAGCGUGGUCUAUAGAAAGAUAGUAUAAACGGGUGGGCUUAUAGAGAACCAGCUCUACC
Molecule: messenger RNA, 1521 nt
Organism: Seminavis robusta
Lineage: Eukaryota; Bacillariophyta; Bacillariophyceae; Naviculales; Naviculaceae
Source: the annotation of a GenBank genome assembly